This is a messenger RNA of Pseudophryne corroboree (corroboree frog), 20436 nucleotides long. RefSeq names its product lysosomal protein transmembrane 4 beta (gene LAPTM4B). Bases 230 to 907 code for a protein of 225 amino acids. The record is from RefSeq and is a predicted model, not a curated record. Gene Ontology annotation, cellular component: lysosomal membrane. The transcript has 7 exons. Lineage: Eukaryota; Metazoa; Chordata; Amphibia; Anura; Myobatrachidae.
ACAGACUCAGUGGUAGUGUCAGUGCUGUAUAUAGGAAAAGCCUGCAGUUAUGACUACUGAUGCUGCGUGCCUAUAUUAUCCUUCCCUGUGGUGCUGAAGCUCUGCUGACAAUUUCCAUGCACUGAAGGAAGCCGAAUCCCAGCUCCUCAGCGAGAAAAGACAAAUUAUUGUGUCUGCGAUACUGGAGAGCAGAAUUCCUGGCAGAGAGUUCAUUUAGCAGAGGGAAGACAUGAAGAUGCAUUCACCAUGGGCUCGAUUUUAUUCCAACAGCUGUUGCCUGUGUUGUCAUGUCCGCACCGGAACAAUUAUCCUCGGCGUGUGGUACCUGAUAAUAAAUUCAGUGGUCCUUCUCAUCCUGUUGAGCGCCCUUGCUGACCCAGACCUGUACCACCUUCCGAGCAAUGAACUGAGAAAUGAGUUUGACUUCAUGGAUGAUGCCAAUAUGUGCAUCGCUACUUCUAUCUCCCUCCUAAUGAUUCUAAUCUGUGCGAUGGCCACAUAUGGUGCCUACAAGCAACAUGCUGCUUGGAUUAUCCCAUUCUUUUGCUACCAAAUAUUUGACUUUGCCCUCAACUCCCUGGUUGCAGUCAGCGUGCUGGUCUACCCCAACACAAUUCAGGAAUAUCUGAGACAACUGCCAUCCAAUUUUCCAUACAAGGAAGAGAUCCUGUCAGUGAAUCCCACGUGUCUUGUUGUUAUCAUUCUUUUCUUCAUCAGUGUCAUCCUGGCUUUUAAGGCUUACCUGAUCAGCUGCGUGUGGAACUGCUACCGGUACAUCAACAACCGCAAUUCAUCCGAUGUCCUGGUCUAUGUAACCACCAAUGAUACAACGGUUCUUCUACCUCACUAUGAAGACAGCGGGAGUGGGGCGGCUAAAGAGGCACCUCCCCCUUACGUGUCAGCCUGAUGAAUCAUACGUCACUCAGCAUCAGAAUGAAUCUUCAAGCAGCAGCUUUAUACAUGGCCGAGGCACUGGGGCAAUAGUACAUAUAACUCACAGGUUUAUACCCUACUGAACAGCAGCACUACCAAAUAUCUUGUUAGUUAGCAUCAUAUAGGGCGGCUGCACUAAGUUCCGCUCACAAGUAAGACAAAUUGAUCUUUUGUAAGUCAGCGGCCUUGAGUGCCGGGUCAAGUUGUCAGAAUCAUUAGAGGAGCCCAGUGCAUUUCACCCAGUAUGUUCCCUUGGCUUUGUUUUGUGAAACUUCUUGAAACGUGUGUAUUUGCAAAGUGUUUAGUGCGAUCUACAUACCUUGACCUAAUGAUUAUACCCCAAACAGCACUUAACCUGAUCUCUCUGCUUUUUAAUAGAGGAAUGAUGCAUUAAAUUAAUGUUGAUACUGUAAAUACAGUAGCUCAAAGUCCUCUCUGUUGUAAUUCACUUUAACAAAGUCUUCUGAACAAUAUUUAGACAAUGUGUAGCUCUAGAACAUUGUAUAGUGUAACUAGGAUUCUAAUAAUGAAUUAAGGUGCAUGACUCUUUGUAGUGUAAACAUUCGUAAAAUAUACUCUUUAAUAGUAUUGGUAUUUUAUCUCACAAAAUAUACUGUACCUGUGGGCGUUAUGGCGUCAUUUAAAUUAACGUUGCAAGCUUAAGUGGGAAAUUGCAUGUUCCACUGAUAAAAAUAAAAAUAAAUCUAACUUCUCUGCAUGUUCUUUGAGUAAGGAGACCCAAACAAAAUAAUACUGGACAAAUAGUAUAAUUAUUGCCGAUUAAAUUUAGGCCACUUUAUUAUUGGGAAAUGCAUAUUUCUAAAGUUAUACAAAUAUAUGUAUAGCGUGUAUGUUACAGUAUAGAAUAUGUGAAUAGUCUUCUAGUGUCACUGUUGCUAUUAUUCUCAGUGAACUUAUUAUGUUUCUGUAUUUUUUAUGGAAUUAGUGUCAUCAACUCGUUAUUUAUUGUCACACAGUAUAUAUUUUGUUUCGUACACUCAGCUGUAUGGCUAUACCAAAAUAUUGGCAAUGUACAUUAUUUACCCCAGAAAUGACGUAAUAUUAUUACACUUUAUUGUAAAUAAGCCAGAUUUUAUUUUAUAGAUAUUAUUUGUAUAUUUGCCACAUAUAUAUUUUAAAUUAGUAACAAAUCAUCAUGAAAUGUUUAAUAUUUAUUUACAAACAAAUAAUCAAAGUAUAUAAAUUAUUCACUUGUGGAAUAAAGAUAUUAAUAAUAACACAUAUUAUUGCACUGUUUGCACAAACAUAAUGAACACAUUUAGUAAUAAAUUUCAUCCUUUGAGAAAAUAAAGGAAAAUGUAACCUAAUAUUAUUUUGAUACUAGUAUUUUAGACCUGUGAAUUGUCACGUCACUAGCUAUUGUGCAGUGUUUUUCUUCUCUUACACCACCUUUCCAACUCUCUCCACCUGUUCAUCCCAUCUCCCCUAUUCUUAACCCCUAUUUUUCCCGUAUCCCCAUAUUCUCUCCACUAUUCCUCCCAUCUCUUCCUAUUCUUCUCCCUAUUCUUCCCAUCUCCCUGUACUCCUCCUGUCUCCCUAUUUUCUUCACCCUAUUCACUUCUCUCCCCUUACUCUUUCCCCUAUUUUUUCCCUCCUCCCCUAUUCUUGUCCCUAUUCCUCCCAUCGCUUCCUGUUCUCCACAUUCCUCCUGUCUCCCCUUAUUCUUCCCCCUAUUCCUCCCGUCUCCCUCCUGUUCUUCCCCUAUUCCUCCCAUCUCCCUCCUGUUUUCCCCCCUAUUCCUCUCGUCUCUCAUUUUUUUUUUACCCUAUUUUUCUCAUCUCCUUCCUAUUCUUCCCCAUAUUCCUCUUGAAUCCCCUUAUUUAUCCCACUAGUUUUCCCAUCUCCCCCUAUUCUCUCCCCUAUUCCAUCAAUCUUCUCCUAUUCUUCUCCAUAUUCUUCACAUCACCCUGUAAUCUUUCCCAUAUUCCUUCUUCUUCCCCUAUUCUAUCCCGUAUUCCUUCAUUUCCUGUUUCCCACUAUCAUUCCUAUUUCCUCUUAUUAAUUUUUUUCCUAUUCCUACCUAUUCUUUCUUCUAAUCCUCCCAUCUCCCUCUAUUUAUCCAGCCUCCCUCUAUUCCUCCUGUCUUCCUAUUCUUGAAUCAUAUUCCUCACCCUUACCCCUCUUUGCUACUGUUCCUGUGCUUUCCCUUUCUCUAUACCCACUUUCCUUUCUGUGACUAUCCCCCUAUUGCCUCUUCUCUCUUCUCCUGUCCUAUUCCUUAUCUGGCAAUCUCCAUCACCCCGAUCACCUUCUUUCAGAGGGGAGAUUUAUCAAGGCUUGGAGAAAGAGAUAAAGUAGAGAAAAAAAAGUAAUAACCAAUCAGCUCCUAACUGCCAUGUUACAGGCUGUGUUUAAAAAAUGGCAGUUAGAAACUGAUUGGCUGGUACUUUAUCUCUCUCCAAGCUUUGAUAAGUCUCCCCCAGAGAAAGAGAUAACGUGGAGAAGUUGCUCUUCUUUUCGUUUAUACUCUUUUCUCUCUUCCCUGCUGUCUAUUGCUUCAGUUUUUGCUUUUUGUUGUUUUUUUACCCCUAUAUUGCUCAGGCCAAUAUACAGGUUGAGUAUCCCAUAUCCAAAUAUUCCGAAAUACGGAAUAUUCCGAAAUACGGACUUUUUUGAGUGAGAGUGAGAUAGUGAAACCUUUGUUUUUUGAUGGCUCAAUGUACACAAACUUUGUUUAAUACACAAAGUUAUUAAAAAUAUUGUAUUAAAUGUCCUUCAGGCUGUGUGUAUAAGGUGUAUAUGGAACAUAAAUGAAUUGUGUGAAUGUAGACACACUUUGUUUAAUGCACCAAGUUAUAAAAAAUAUUGGCUAAAAUGACCUUCAGGCUGUGUGUAUAAGGUGUAUAUGUAACAUAAAUGCAUUCUGUGCUUAGAUUUAGGUCCCAUCACCAUGAUAUCUCAUUAUGGAAUGCAAUUAUUCCAAAAUACGGAAAAAUCCCAUAUCCAAAAUACCUCUGGUCCCAAGCAUUUUGGAUAAGGGAGACUCAACCUGUACCAGUCUGGUGCAUAUAUAUCGUUUAUAUGGCUGUAUAUGGCUGAAAAAGAUAUUAACAAUGCUGGCCCUGGACUCUGUGCUGCUAUACCAGUCACAGGAGGAGCCAAUCCCCUGUAUUUCUCCUGGACCACAGAUUUCUGUAUGAAAAGGGUAGUAGAAAGGAGGGUGGAGGAAGUGGGGCAGGCACAGCAGCACCACAGCGGGCAGUGCAGCAUUACAGGGUGGCCGGACUGGAGGACAGGGUGAGGUGGGGUGUGCACAGACAGGCCCUUACACAGUGGGAGCUGUGGCAAUACAGGUGUGUCCAGCUAUUUCAGCGGUGUGCCUAGGAGAGUGUAUGGAAAUACUCAUAGUCAGGGAGUAUUGGGGUAGCUUCGGGCUGUACCCUGGCAGUAAUUGAGAGCUGUGAGGGGAGGGAGUGGCAUGGUCUCAACCAUUAUAUAGUACAGAUGUUAAACCUUGUAAUAUUUAAUAAAUUAAUUCUACAACUUUGACACAAUCCCCACUUCCAGCAUACUAGGAGUAACAGCUGCCUUGUUACAAACCUACCAACAUUUAUAAAGGGAAUUCUGAAAAAAAUAAGCCCCUCUCCUCCAUCCACAAACACCACUCCCACACAGGUCCCACCCCAUUCCACACCAUGACAUCCAUUUGCCUGGAAACUCUUUGCCCACUUUCCCACAAAGCCUAAUACACUUCCUUUUACAGGGCUUCCAGUUUAGGACUACCCUGCCUAAAUCAGGACAGUUGGGAAGUACAGUGUGUCAUUAUGUUCCGCUCCUAUUGUUAACAUUAUUACAUAACUUACAGUACAGGCUGGAGCUGCUGCAUGAGACACUGUGACUGGCGAUUACAUUUUUCUCCGGCCUGUUACUGCAUCUUUCACUAACUGCUGCUGGUGUCUUAUGGUCCGUUUGUUUAAAUGCUGGGGUCCUGUUUGGAAAAGGCAUAGAUACUAGGUACACCCUGGAAAGCUGAGCAAUGAGUGAACACUUUAAGUCCAUCUCCAGCCAGACCCCACCAUAAGUCAAUAGCAACCACAAUUAAUUAGGCUGCCUGCAACCAAACUAGUUAUUUUAAUGAAUCAAUAUGAUUAUUUUGUAUCUAUUUCCUUAAAGCUGCCCCCACAUUAAUUGGAAAGUCCAAGGAAAUUGCUGUGCUAUAUAAUUUGAGGUUUUUGUCCUAGUGCCACUUUAGAUGGUGUUUCAGAUCUAUGGGAACAUUUAAAACCCUGGUAAAGAAAUAAUCAAUGAUACUUUACUUUUGGUAAAAGUCAGUGGAAGUAAUGGAUUUAACCUUCAUACUUUGUAUAUGAACAUUUCCAAUAUGGGGAUUUAAGUGUCUUUAAAUAAAACACCUGCUCAGUGAUAACAGAUGCUAUCCUCACCAGUAACCAAUUGGCGUAACUAUAAUGGGUGCAAGGAUUGCCAUUGCUAUGGGGCCCAGGGGCUUAGGGGGACCUUGACCCGGGUUAGUAAGUUUCAUAUCAGUUUCCCAGAUACUGUAAACCUGCUAAGCAAUUGGGUCUGAUCCAUUGCCCAGCCUGAAUUGUGUGGCAUUAUAUUUUCAGUGAGAGGGGUGUGUAGUGGAAGUUAUAAUGGUAAGGGGGCACAGUAAUGUGGCAUAAUUUGAACUAGAGGCACCAUAGUGUGGCAUAAUAAGAACAGGGGGCACUGUAACGCUAUAACGUGGGAUAAUAUAAACUGGGGGCACUGUAUGCCAUAAUAUGAAUUGGGGGUACUGUGUGGCAUAAUGUGUGCUGGCAGCCCUACAAUGUGACAUCAUGUAGACUAGGGAACUAUGAUGGGUCAUAAAAUAAACUAGGACAUUACUAUGGUUCAGAAAAGGAACUUGAGCACUAAUAACUGCUGCGGUGAGGUGUCUCAAGAAGCAUUAGGACAGGGGCCCCUUCAAUAUGUUGCCAUGGGGCCUACAAAGUCUUGGUUACGCCUCUGCAGUAACUAGUGUAUAUAUAGUAUAAAAGCAGCUCCUGACACAUUUUUCUAAAAUCUAGGAGCCAGGAUGAAAGUGUAGGAGCCAGCACCCCCCCCCCCCUCCGAAACAAAACAAACGACUAGCUGAAACUUUCCAAACCCCCCACCCCCACUGCAGCCAUAUUACUGAGCAGCACCCCCCCCCCCCUCUAGGCAAACCAACCCCCACACAAACCCCCUGGCAUACCAGCCCUCUGCAUCCACACUGCAGUGCAGCUACCCCCUAGGCAAACAACAACCCUCCUCUCCUUCGCAGCCACAUUAAUGAGCAGCUAACCCCAUGGGCAACCAACCCCCACAGCCACACAUACAAGGGGGUACCUCCAGGCAAACAGCCACUCCAUGGCCUCCCCCCCCCGGGCAUACAAUCUCUCCUACCCUGUGGCUACAUCACUAACCCUCCGAAGCCGGAAAUCCCUAGCCACGCAUAGACCCCCUCAUUGGAGAUCUCUAUGUAGACGGAGGUUGGUGAUAAAGCUAACUAUUUAUCUUAUAACAUUCACUAUAAAUGGGUAAGAGACUCAGUACGCAAUUGGCGUAUGGGGUACCGUAAGGGUACGUACUUAGCAUAGCAGACGCUUAUCCGUGGUCGAGACGCACAUGCGACACGCUCGCUCACAGCUUAACGCUUGGUGACGAGCACGCUAUAGGCGGCCGACUACCGUAAUGCUACGCUACUAGCGUAGCGUACGCUCGUGACCACGAGGGGAACACGAGCAGCGCAGACGCUCACGGGAUGACACUCAGUAAACCUUGUAUGCAACACAGUGAAAGAUUGAGUUUGUACUGUAAACCUUACUACUGAAAUACUGUAGCGAUAUAACGCUGCUUAACCUUGUUAAUAUUAAAGCUGCUUGAGCAAUUGAGACGCUUCGAUUACCCUCUGCAAUGUAAUAAACACACAAUACCUUGCUAAGGUUCCAACACCUUUACUAACAAUAUCUAGCUAUGUAAAAAAGGAAAAACAGUUAACAGUUCAUACACUACAGGCUAACAUCAAUAUCUAAGCAGAAUAACUACACAUAAAUAUACAAUAGCGGCACAAUCGCAAACAAUAACAUACAAUAAGAGAGAGAGAGAGAUCGUGGCAGAAUACAGUCAGAGUUUUAGAAUGGUUACAGAGAAUAACUUACACACACUGGGGAAUGAUCGCUGCGCAGUCCUGGUACCAGCUCCAAGUUAGUCAAGAUGAAAACCGUUUGUGGAGAGAAGACUGAGCUGGCCAGGCUGGCUGUCCUUAUAUACACUGCGUACAGUAUACUACAAAGGGACCUAUAAUCUCAUUGUUCAUUGGACACAGGAAUGUCUCCUCACAUCAUAACAAAAGGUCAUAGGUUAGUUUGAACAGGUGGGCUGCGACUAUAUCAAACUGCUCAGGUGGGAGGGAAUCUCAGAAUUCCCGCCGCAUGGAUAAUGAACUGCAAAUAUAGUAAAUGUCCAGAAACUACUAAUAGACCUAACUAUACGCAGGAGCGAUUAAUCUUUACCUAACCAGCACCGGAUUGUUUCUAAUAAAAUGUUCUUUAGUUAGGUACCAAACACAACUGCUCAAACCCUGUCUGACCCUUCGUACCAUGCAAAGAGGAAUUCCUCUGUCCAGCAACCAGUUACAUUAAACAAGCUUACUGUUAUUAUUAAGGGGAACAUUACCUAUAAAACAUACUAUUUGAAUUUAUUAUUUAACGAUUGAGUCGCCCGCUAGACGCACACAAACUCUACCGUAAAGGCACAUACCACGCGCUCGAGCGCAUGGCCGAGGAGGCGCCAUCACGCAGCUGCGACUAUCCGCACGCACGGGAGAGAAUGUGCACGUGCAGCGGGCAAGCGCAUGAGGUGAAUAUAUGGCAACGUGUAGCAUGAUAUUUUUCCGACUUUGAAAGACCAGCCUUUGGCAGUCAUCAAUAACUGCCACUUCCUAACACAAUUUAAAAAAGAAAAAUAUAUGUCAUCAUGUAAAUACCAUUUUAUGAUUGGGUAAAGGGAGGAGAGGAGAAGGUGGGAAAAAGGUAUGACCUAAUGAGAUAGUAGAAGCAUGUGUGUAUGAAUCCAUGUUUGAGGGGUCAUGUAUCAUCGUGCCGUACGUGUUUUAAAUCAAGCUUCGAGGUAUUGCGAAGUAUACAUUUGAAUUCCUUCUUAUCCCGUAUCAAGGGUCUGUGGAUGGGCUGUCAAACUUUACCGAGCUCUUUUCGGCUUUUGAUUGCAACAAAUGGGGAGCACAUUUAGUUGAUGAUACAUGAAUGGGGGGGUAUGUGAGUGCUGAUAUCUGUGUCUAUAUUCCCUAUCGACUAUGUGUUAUUACCUGAAGGUUGUAGAGGUGAAGAUAAGAAGCAAUCGUUAUAAAUGCAGUCGUAAACUAUGUGAGUUUAAACAAACAGUCGCCGAUUGAGGUCUUGUCUGAUAUCUUGUCUUGAUGUACAUGUUGUCUGAUGUCUCUCGAUGCUUUUGCUAUAAAUAGCGAGCAAAAGUUGUUCCAUUGUCCAUAAAGUUACAGUCUCUAAAGUAUUGGGCUAUCGUAAAAGUUAAAGUCACUAGGGAAAUUGGGGGCUUGUAGCAUAGUUCAUCAAUGGUCUGUAUAAAAGAGGUUGUCAAAUUCUUCUUCCAAGCGGAUGUCUUUGUACCUUGGAGGAAAACAAAGGAGAAACGGGUGAAAGAAACAGACCGUGGAAUCACAUUUUCAUCACAACAUUGUCUCUAUCUUUGGGUCAUAAAUCAAAUUAGUUGUUGUUAUUACAGUGUCUUCGCUCCUUAAACUCAUCACCCUGGUAUUACCUUUACACUUCGUUAAAGCCCGGACGCAUCUAAAUAUCAGUCCAACCAAUAUGACGACUCCCAAAAUACACAAAAGAAAUUUCCCUACAUCUAUUAUAAUAUCUUGGGCCCAUUCUCCUAAGCCCGAGAACCAAUUUCGUGGGUUCAACCAUGACUCCCAACUGGUCAGCUCAUUACCCACAGCAGCGAGUGUGAGAUUGUGUUUCCUUCGAAUCUCCCACUUUAAUUGUAAAAUGUCAUCCAUCUUUUGGUCUAUGACCUCGGCUGGGUCCUCCGUGCUGUUUGUAAUGUACGUGCAGCACUUUAUUCCAUAUUGAGUCGCUAGGGUAACACAAUACCCGCCUGUCACAGCUGUGAGGUAAUUGAGAAUCAUCCUAUGCUGAACCAGUUCUGUUUUGUAGGCUUGUAACUCUUUCCCAGUGUACCUGAAUGUAUCGUCAUACAUUUCGGUGAUAUUGUCUAACAAAUUUGCAAGCGCAGAUAUAUAUUUAUAAUUUAUCACUCCUCUGGCGGUACGAGUGAUAUCUAACGCGAGUAGGAAUUGAAUCCCGGUGGAUUCAUGGAUCAGAUCAGAGGCUAAAUGCUCUGUCCUCUCUAUCAGGUGCCGUUUAACGACGUGCUCGUAAUGAGUGUGAGUAUAAGGAGCUUGGGCACUGCGGUGAAUAUCUUUCUUUUUGUUAUGGGUUACAGUCAUUACUUCAGGCAGUACUUUUCCAAUAUAACACAGUCCCUCUGAGUUUGGGGCAAGCCACUUAUACGCCUUCCUCCCGCAUAUGAAAUAUGCAUCAUCGGGGAGAACAUAUGGGACGGAGUAUGACAUUAUCAUGUUACAAAUUUUCCAUGUGAAAUCUCCUAACCCUAACUCUCCCAUCUGUUUAGUACACGUAUCAGGUUGUACGAUAUGUGCACAGUAUCCUGGUGAUACUUCUCCAACUCGCAUGGUCCUACCUCCUAGAGUGUACCUAUACCGGAAAUAUUUUCCAUGGUCGGCUAUCUGGCGUAUAAGUUGCGCGUCUAUGGGCAUUCUGUCGGGUCUGUAUGAAAAGGUCAUGGUUUGAUUACUCCAUGACACUUCCCAAUUUCCCGGCUUUCGGGGAUUGGAAAUGUUAAAGCACACUAAGGACCUAUCCACAUGAUAUUGGUGGAGCUUCAAACUAGGAGGACUAGAGAUAUUAAACCUCUUGUCCACCGGCCUCCCACCACUUAGCUCAAGUACCUCUCCUACAGUUAAAGGGAAUGGUACUAGUCCUGAUUUGCUAUGACCUUGAGGUACUUGAGAGCAUACCCAACAGUCUGUCUGAUUUAACACUUUACCCACUAAGGAGUGAUAGUCACUCAAUGGAUGCCGGUCCAUGUGGACAUUAAAACUGGACUGACAUUUCUUUAUGCACCCAUCCUCAACUAUAUUGUCACAAUGCCUACAGAUGCAGUUCUCUUCAGCUAACAAUCCUUCACAAUUCCUUCUAUUGUCAAUGCUACCAGAUCGUUUUCUGAUACUCGCCUUUACUCGGAGAUUAUGUUGCUCUUGGAAAUUUACGCCUGCAUCCUGGUCAUCAGAACCCAUUCCCGAUCCUUUCUCGACCUCCAUGGUACUCUCACCGAAACAGACUGCUCUGGUCAACAUCAUGGUCAACAGGAAAAUCCGGAUCACAGUCUCUUGGGGCAAGUCCAUCUUAGAGGAGUAAAAGGAGAAAAUGAGAAGGGGGAAAGGAAAUUUGAGGGAGGUGGGAACUGGAGAAAAUAACAAAUGGGAAAAAGAAAUCUGGCUCGACAAGCUUCCGGUCUUAUUAUUCUCAGCGCUCAGGUGUCAUCUCAAUCCUCCCUGAACAGACACUCUAGUGAUACAACCUCUACCGUCUGUUCUUUAUCACGGGACCUCUCUGGGUCAGUGACCUUUUUACAAUGAGACGAAUGGACCCAAGUCUCUCUCUCGGCAACCUUCAAUGCUGUUGUGCUGGUCAAUAAGACUUGAUAUGGUCCUUCCCAUCUGUCAAUAAGGCAACCUGAGCGUAGAAAAUUCUGUAUCAUUACAUAAUCCCCAGGUUCAAUGUCAUGACAAUUACUGUCUGGCAUAUCAGGAAUCACCAACUUUAGAUUAUCAUUCUGAUUCCUCAAUUGCUUACUCAUCUAACCAAGUACUUUACGGUUACUUCAUUUUUACAUUUCAAAUCAUCCUGGGGGUUAAUCAUAACAUGGGGUUGUCGACCAAACAGAAUUUCAAAAGGAGACAGAUUAAGAGGGGACCUGGGAGUGGUUCUGAUGCUGUAUAAUACGAUUGGCAAAGCUUCAGGCCAUAACAGUCCUGUUUCAGUCAUUACCUUGCUCAAUUUAUUUUUAAUAGUGCUGUUUACUCUUUCCACCUUCGCACUCGCCUGGGGGCGGUACGGAGUGUGCAGCUUACUAUUAAUUCCCAUCAACUUACACAUUGUUUGAAAGACUUCACCUGUAAAAUGGGUACCCCUAUCACUUUCAAUGAUUCUAGGGAUACCAUACCUACACACAAAUUCCUGCACAAUUUUCUUUGCAGUAAAUACAGCGGUAUUUGUGGCCGCGGGAAAUGCUUCAACCCAAUUUGAGAACACAUCAAUACAGACCAAUACCUAUUUUAAAUUUCUACAAGGUGGCAAUUGUAUGAAAUCAAUUUGUAUUACCUGGAAAGGACCAUAUGUCGGAGGGAUAUGGGAUGGCUCUGUCGGUAUUGCCUUUCCGAUAUUCUUCCUCAAGCAGGUGAGACGUGUCAUCGCUCUUUUACCCGCAUGGGAAGAAAAUCCUGGGGCGCACCAAUAAGCUCUUACCAACUUACACAUUCCUUCUUUGCCUAGAUGAGUCAGCCCAUGUGCCACUUCCGCUAGACUUGGAAGGUAUGCUCUGGGUGCCACUGGCUUACCCUGUCCGUCUGUCCAGAGUCCUGAGGACUCCUGGCCAUAUCCUUUUGACCUCCAGACUGCCUUUUCCUGUGGGGAACACAAAUUUUGCAUUUCACACAAUUUCUGUGUGUUUACAGUAUUAAAUACCAUCAGUUGUGUACUGUCUGUUUGUAUGGGGUUAAUAGCUGCUGAUUUAGCAGCUUCGUCUGCUCGGCUGUUACCAAGUGAUACCGGGUCUUGGCUAUAUGUGUGAGCUUUACACUUGAUAACAGCCACUCUGUCGGGUUCCUGUAUCGCUGUUAGAAGUCUUUUGAUGUGGGCUGCAUGCGCUACGGGUGUGCCAGCUGCCGUCAUGAAAUUUCUGAGGCGCCAUAGGGCCCCGAAAUCAUGGACUACUCCGAAGGCGUACCUAGAAUCUGUGUAAAUAUUGGCUGAUUUGCCCUUAGCCAAUUCACAUGCUCUGGUUAGGGCAACCAGUUCAGCAACUUGUGCUGAGUGUGGUAGGCCUAGCGGUUCCGCUUCUAUGAUACCUUGGUCAUCUACGACUGCGUAUCCAGUACACAAGUCUCCCGAGUCCGUCUGUCUGUGACAACUACCGUCAGUGUAGAAAGUAAAAUCUACAUCUUCCAGUGGGUUGUCACUGAUGUCAGGCCUUGCCGUGAAAUUUUGGGUCAAAUAUUCCAUACAAUCUUGCGUGUCAUCCCCUGUAUUAAAUCCUCCUUCACCAUCACUCUCAUCCUCCACCCUUUGUGCCUGCCCAGGCACACCUGGGAGAUACGUUGCAGGAUUUAAUGCGCUGCAUCUUCUUAUGGUGAUGUUUAUGGGGGCCAUCAAUGCCAAUUCCCAUCUUGUAAACCGUGCUGAUGAGACGUGUCUGGUUUGGGCCGAAUUCAGUAAAGCUGACACUGCAUGUGGUGUAUGAAUUGUGAGGUUGUGUCCUAGCACUACAUCUUCGCUCUUUCUGACUAGCAAUGCUAUUGCUGCAACGCUUCGCAAGCAUGUGGGGAGGGAUCGCGCUACCGUGUCUAGCUGGGCGCUAUAGUAGGCUACCGGCCUGCUGGCAUCACCAUGCUUCUGGGUUAAGACACCUGCUGCGCACCCAGCACUCUCUGUUCUGUACAGCUCAAAGGGUUUCCCAUAGUCAGGCAUACCUAAUGCCGGUGCCUGCGUUAGGCACUGUUUGAGUCUCUCAAAUGCCAUCUCAGACUCGUCUGUGUGCGAAAUCCGAUCAGGUUUGCUUGAUGAGACCAUCUCCUGCAAAGGUAGGGCUAGUAUGGAAAAACCUGGGAUCCAGUUACGGCAAUACCCACACAUUCCUAAAAAUGUUCUUAUCUGUUGCUGGGUUUGUGGCAGGGUCAUGUCACGAAUUGCUUGAAUUCUAUCAGCGGUAAGGUGUCUCAGUCCUUGUGUUAGACAGUGUCCCAAAUACUUCACACGGGUCUGGCAUAACUGUAACUUGUCCUUGGAAACCUUGUGUCCUGUGUCUGAAAGAUGAAACAGGAGUUGUUUCGUAUCUCUCAGGGACGCUUCCAGUGAAUCUGAACACAGCAGUAAAUCAUCCACAUACUGUAUCAAUAUUGAUCCACUCUCUGGUUGGAAAGACUGUAAACAAUCAUGCAGGGCCUGUGAGAAAAUACUUGGACUGUCUAUGAAACCUUGUGGUAAUCGAGUCCAAGUGUACUGAACUCCUCUGUAUGUAAAUGCGAAUAAGUAUUGACUGUCAGGGUGCAGAGGUACCGAGAAGAAGGCGGAGCAGAGGUCAAUCACAGUAAAAAAUUUGGCAGUGGGAGGGAUUUGCAUAAGGAUGACAGCUGGAUUUGGCACUACGGGGAAUUGACUCUCAACUAUUUUGUUGAUCCCUCUUAGAUCCUGCACUAAUCUGUAACCCCUCCCCCCCACUCUUUUUAACAGGGAAGAUGGGACUAUUGGCAGUGCUGGACGUUCUUACCAGAAUGCCCUGUUGUAACAAGCGCUCUAUUACAGGAUAAACUCCUAACUCCACCUCUGGCUUCAGGGGGUAUUGUGGGAUUUUUGGAGCUAUCCUACCAUCUUUUACUUGCACAACUACUGGGGCUACGUUUGCCAUCAAUCCAGUGUCUUGUCCAUCCUUGGUCCAAAGUGAUUCCGGUAUCUGGGAAAUAAUUUCCUCUACCUUGGACGGACACCUAUUUACAACAACAGUGUGUGACAUUAAUCUUGUUGGGGAGUCUAGCAUAUCCUGCGCUUCCUGAGCGUGGUUUUCGGGUAUGUCCAAGAACACACCUUCAGGAGUACAGUAUAUGACGCAUCCCAUUUUGCACAGUAAAUCUCUCCCUAGGAGAUUAGUCAGAGCCGAUGCAGCCAGCAGAAAAGAAUGCUUGGUAUGCAAAGGCCCUAUCGUAAUCUCUGCAGGUUUGCUUAAAGGGUAGUGCUGUACUACUCCUGUUACUCCCAUGGCUGGAAUUGUUUUACCAGUGGUUCUCAUGCCCACGGUCGAAUUUAUCACUGACUUGGCCGCCCCCGUAUCUACAAGGAAAUUUAGAGAUUUACCAACUACAUCAAUUGUGACCUCGGGUUCACUUCCAAGGCUCGCAAUUAAUUUUACUGGCAGCAGAUUACAGGUGUGGCCCCACCCCUAUGGUGCGUGGUGACCUCCCUGCAUUGCGCUGGCAGCUAUUACCUGUGAAGGGGGUAAAUGGGAACUAUCAGUGACUUGCCAGUCUCUUUUUGGGGGAUACCUUUUUGUUUCCCCGGCGUGUGGCUCAUAACUCCGUCUCUGCGGUCCUUGAUCCCAAUUUUGUGUGUCAUGUCGUUGUCUAGGGGGUUGAUAUGAUUUUUGUGCAUUUUUCGAUCUACAGUCUCGUGCAAAAUGUCCCUCUUUAUGACAGUAAUAACAAGUUACCACAUUUGACUUACCCACAGGGGUCGGAGACUUAUACUGAGGUGGCCUUGUGGUCAGGGCCUGUAUACUUACGGCCAUUAACUUAUCACUUUGUGACUACCUGUGUCUGGUGAUAUUCCGAUCAUGAUCAAUAGCGGCCUCUCUCAAAGUAGCCACCGACAGACCUCGCCAACAUGGUUGGGUGGUCUGUACCCUCGUCCUCAAUACUUCCUUUAAACCAUCCAUUAACACAGAUACUGCUACUUCUCUAUGAUUCACAUUUGUCUUAAUGUCUUUUAUGCCUGUAUACUUAGCCAUUUCCUGUAGUGCCCGAUGAAAAUAAUCAGCAGCUGUUUCUCCCUCUUUUUGUUUGAUGGAGAAAAUUUUGUUCCAUUUGGCAACAGCUGGGAAAUACUCUUUUAACUGUAAAUUUAUUCUCUUUACAUUAUUUUGGUUGUACACAUCCGUAAGGGGUACCUCUUCAUCUAAUUUACAGUCAGCUAUAAAUCUCGCUGAGUCGACAUUGAAGGGUAAACAUGCCCUCAGCAAUAUCUGCCAGUCUUUGUUAUUGGGCUCCACAGUAUUUCCUAGCUCUCUAAUGUAUUUCUGGCUUGCAACUAGAUCUUUCCUAGGAUCAGGGAAUUCAGACACCAUUGAUCUUAAUUCCAUUCGGGAAAAGGGGCAGUGCACGGCGAUGUGUCUGACAGGAGUGACUCCUGAAGUGUCAGUUUUCCCAUUUGGCACUGCAAUUACCCUAAUGGGAUUAAGUUCAAUAACAUCAUUCUGAGUAGAUUCUACAACAUGUGGUGUAAUGGUUUCAGCAUAGUGUAUGGUGCCGUACUUACCAGUUGAUACGACCUCACCUGUCCCUCCACUAGGGGCCUUUGAUACUGCUCUUACUGGUUGGGACGUGCCCACUGUUGUUUCUGCUAUGGUGGCUGCUAGAGAGAGUGCCGAUAUUGUUGUUGGCUCAUCCUCUUGGUCACAAUCCUGGGGAAAGUUUAAAACAGGGUACAGCUUGCACGGGUUAAUAUUAGCAUCAACAAUCUUGGUUACAUUAUUCUUAACAUUUAUACAGUUACUAAGUGCAUGUUUAUCAUACACCAGUGUGCCAUUCUCUGUAACCACCUUCUCUCCCGUUAUGUAUGGUGGUGGUGGAGCGGUGGCUAUCAGUUUCCUGAUAGGGUUAGAUCCAGCCGCUUGAGCCAAUCCUCUUUGUAUUUCACCUUCCUGUUGCCAUAACUGUAAAUAAUCAUAAUGUUUGAUCCGUCUCUUUGCAGAUUUAAUGAGACAUAUCCUUCUCCUUAGAUUUUGUAACACCGCGGGACUAAAACUGCCUACCCGUGGGAACUUUUCCCCAUCAUACACAGUCAUUCUUUCCCAUUCAUCGCACAAAACCUCUGUGUGUUAACCGUAUUUCUCACACGACAUACCUUUCCGACCCGAUUGGUCGGUUUACUAAGUCAACCCGAACCGAGGUUGAUCGCCCCUUACCUGAACAACUGGCCCCCAUCUUUGCAGGUGUUGCUUUCACUACCUCUGACCUUCAAAUCAGGGUCUUCAGCGAACCCUUACAAAAACCAAGAUGUCCAGGGUAGGCCGGCGGCGGAAGUUUACCGAGUACCUCCACUCACUCGCCCACGUCGACCAAUAUGCCCACACACUGCCUUAGCGCUGGCGUACUCAACCUAGGGCCCCUGCGACCUGAACCUCUAUUUACUGGAACAUGUGGGUGUGAUCCGAAGAGCACUUAACCCUUCCCAGUAACUAUUGGUUGUUAGAGAAUUCCCGAGUGACCAGCGAACCUCCCUUAAAAUAAAAAAAUUACACAAAUCACGUUAGAAUGUACAAAUAGCGUUUAUGACCCCUCUAACGUACGCAAAUGGUACUGGGUCAAGUUACUAACUAAUGCACACAAUUAUGUGCGGUACAAUCGUUCUGCACAUAAGCAACUAAUCUUAUGUGCGGAGCGACCAGUGGAAUCGAAAAUUGUGGCUACGAAUUCCUUCAGCCAGAGCUUAAUGGCCUAUAUGGGUACCGCACCAACCCUUCCUGGUGUUGUGCUUCUUUAUCUCUUUAUCUAUAGCGGACUUCCUAGUCUGCUGUACCUAGACCUCCUGGUCUGUCUGGACCUCCUGGUCUGUGCUACAGUAGACCUCCUGGUCUGCUAUACUCUAAUGCUCUUAUUUUAAAUGUUUAACAAGGGAUGCCUCCCAAGCCACCGUGCCGUCACUUACACGUAUGUACCUCACGAGAACUCGAUGAUUUCCUGUGGUUCCACCCCAAAAUUUAGAAACUUAUAUAUAUGUAUACACACUCUUUCACCUCAUAUACUCUUUACUUUCGUUUCUGCGCAGAAAUCCCUUUCAUUCAGUAUCGCAGGCUAUUCCCGAGGAGUUGCAACUAGAGAAGGAUCUAUUAGCUUAAAAUUUUGGACACUGAGAUUGAUUUGCGCUAUUAUCGCGUUGCCUCCUUAUCGCCUAACUAAAACAAUACUAUCGUGUGAUUUGUAUCACGUGGGCGUACCCAGAUGCUCCGUUGCGUAAUAUACGCUCCGUGCAUUGGCCCUUGCGUCGCGUACGCUAGUCCCGCCCUUUGUUAGAGACACAUGUACGCAAGCCAGGUAUAUCCACAGAAAUACAAUUAACACGUUUAUAUCAAUGUAGAUGAUCUUUAACUGUAAUCAUUUACUGAACACCACACAGAACUUCCUUGUAUCUUAGGCAAGCCGUGCGCGUGUUUUACAAAUUACUCUUUAACGUAUUAAUUUUACUUUUAACUACCAAUAGCAGCAAAUCUUUCUCAGCACGUUAUCAAUGAUAAAUGGCAAGCAGGAAGGUGAGGUGUGAAAAUACACAAAUGGAAAAAGAAAUACAGGUGUGUGCGUGCGUGCGUGUGUGCGUACGCAAAACAGAAAUAAACAGUUUUAAAAGACAAUAGCGUACUGUUCUUACCUUCCGGUUCCGGAUUCCACCAACACUCCUACAACGUAGCGAUGCAGACGCUUAUCUAGUCAGCACUACUGUAUCCCUCACCACCAAUACGGAUACGAAGGGAUACUGCCUUCCCGCCCUUGCUGACAGAUAAAGUCUGUGUUCGCUAGUGCGGAUAUGUGGAGGACGGACGAGCCCCCAAUUGAUAAAGCUAACUAUUUAUCUUAUAACAUUCACUAUAAAUGGGUAAGAGACUCAGUACGCAAUUGGCGUAUGGGGUACCGUAAGGGUACGUACUUAGCGUAGCAGACGCUUAUCCGUGGUCGAGACGCACAUGCGACACGCUCGCUCACAGCUUAACGCUUGGUGACGAGCACGCUAUAGGCGGCCGACUACCGUAAUGCUACGCUACUAGCAUAGCGUAUGCUCGUGACCACGAGGGGAACACGAGCGGCGCAGACGCUCACGGGAUGACACUCAGUAAACCUUGUAUGCAACACAGUGAAAAAUUGAGUUUGUACUGUAAACCUUACUACUGAAAUACUGUAGCGAUAUAACGCUGCUUAACCUUGUUAAUACUAAAGCGAACAAUAACAUACAAUGAGAGAGAGAGAUCAUGGCAGAAUACAGUCAGAGUUUUAGAAUGGUUACAGAGAAUAACUUACACACACUGGGGAAUGAUCGCUGCGCAGUCCUGGUACCAGCUCCGAGUUAGUCAAGAUGAAAACCAUUUGUGGAGAGAAGACUGAGCUGGCCAGGCUGGCUGUCCUUAUAUACACUGCGUACAGUAUACUACAAAGGGACCUAUAAUCUCAUUGUUCAUUGGACACAGGAAUGUCUCCUUGCAUCAUAACAAAAGGUCAUAGGUUAGUUUGAACAGGUGGGCUGUGACUAUAUCAAACUGCUCAGGUGGGAGGGAAUCUCAGAAUUCCCGCCGCAUGGAUAAUGAACUGCAAAUAUAGUAAAUGUCCAGAAACUACUAAUAGACAUAACUAUACGCAGGAGCGAUUAAUCUUUACCUAACCAGCACCGGAUUGUUUCUAAUAAAAUGUUCUUUAGUUAGGUACCAAACACAACUGCUCAAACCCUGUCUGACCCUUCAUACCAUGCAAAGAGGAAUUCCUCUGUCCAGCAACCAGUUACAUUAAACAAACUUACUGUUAUUAUUAAGGGGAACAUUACCUAUAAAACAUACUAUUUGAAUUUAUUAUUUAACGAUUGAGUCGCCCGCUAGACACACACAAACUCUACCGUAAAUGCACAUACCACGCGCUCGAGCGCAUGGCCGAGGAGGCGCCAUCACGCAGCUGCGACUAUCCGCACGCACGGGAGAGAAUGUGCACGUGCAGCGGGCAAGCGCAUGAGGUGAAUAUAUGGCAACGUGUAGCAUGAUAUUUUUCCGACUUUGACAUUGGAGACGGCAGACAGAGCAGGAUGGGACAGACAGGCACAGCAGUCAGCGCAGGCCGGGACAGACACUCAGCACAUUCACUCCUGUGCAAGAAAUGGCCGCCACAAUACACGCAUGCCUCCAAAAAUCUCAGCUGGGGCGGUUGGGGCUGGAAAGGAUCUGCUUCCUCCCUCCAAAAUCUGGUAGCCAGGCAGCAAAAUCUAGGGGCCAUGGCUACCUGGCCCCUGGGAUUUGUCGAGCCGUGGUAUAAUAGGUAUGUGAGGGAAAACUUUAUUGUAUUGGUAAAUACAUUUGUGUUAUGCCGGGAAAAUGGGGUCCGUUAAUUGACCAUUAUUUUUUCCUAAAUGCUGAGCAAGUGUGCUAUUAAUGAUUAAGUCAUCGUAGUCCAUACAUUUUACUGUAAUGUUCUAAUGGCAGUACAUUUGCACCAUACAAUCACCUAUCUUAAUUCACAUUAAGCGUAAACAUUUCAGAUGUGCACCUGGAUAAAUCAUAUUGCAUUGUAAAGGAUGCAAAUGCAAAUUCUUUUUUUUUUUCGCAUGCAGGGAAAAUAUCACCUGUAAUACGAAUAAUAAUUAGUUUUAUUUAUACACUGCAAUUUAGAGUUGAGCUAUAAUAGGAUGCGCUAAACUCUAAAUCUGUCUGCACAUUUUAAAUUUGCACUUACAUAAUUAGAACAUACACAGUGGCUUGCCGGGACAAUACAUUGACCCUUAACCCUCGGAGACAGAUAUUUGUUACAUUUCAACAAUAUUUUCUUAAAUCGGCUUGCUUGAGUCUUCAUUAAUAAAUGAAGAAUCAAGUAGGGUUGAGGUUACCAAACGGAAAAAUAAAGGGGCAGACUAGAUGGGCCAAGUGCCGUCAAAUUCUAUGUCUCUGAACAGGCCAUUAAUACUGAGGAAUGGUUUGUCUUUGUACGAAAUUUAUGAAAUGCAGGGCCAUGAAUUUUGAUUAAACCCACACAAUGACUGCAGGGCUUCCAAAACAUCAAAUGGACCCAGGAGCCAGAGGAGGGCGUGGUCAAUCAUGAGGCAUGGCCAAGCCCCGCCCAACAUGUUGUGCAUUGCUUAGAAUUUAUGUGCUGAAAUUUGGGCACUCUACCACUCUGACUGACGCAGGCCCCUGUACCCGCCCCACCCCCUCUUGGUGCCCCUGAAUGCUUGCCUAGACUACAUGAUGGCUACAGGUGCAUGAAAGUAUAAUAAAAUGUCUGUGCUUGUAUGUACCAAAUGUUGCUAAUUAUAUAAUUACGUAUAAACAAAAACAUAUUUAUUCAGUGUUGUUAUAUCAGUAAUUUAUAUUCUAUGCAAAUUAGCACUUGUUGCCUCAUGAUUGGUUUAAAUACUAGAAAUAUUUGUACAGUACUUUCCUUUACAAUGUGUUGGUUACUGUAAUAUAACCAAAGGGAAUACUGAACAGACAACACACAGAUAAGGGGAUGCAUUAGACCUAAUAGACACUUUGUUGAAGUAUUAUCUUUCCUAAGAAACAAACUAACCUUACACCACAGUACUAAUAACUAGUCAGAGAUUACCUGGCCACCCCGCAUGUAUCUACUGCUGUUUUUGUCUAUCGUGAUUCAUAUUUAAUGUAUUUCCAAACACCUGUCGUAAAAUCUAUAUUAAUAAAGUAGAUAUGAUUUUUCAUUCUGAA